This is a messenger RNA of Oncorhynchus masou masou (cherry salmon), 2701 nucleotides long. RefSeq names its product shootin-1-like. The record is from RefSeq and is a predicted model, not a curated record. Lineage: Eukaryota; Metazoa; Chordata; Actinopteri; Salmoniformes; Salmonidae. Gene Ontology annotation, biological process: neuron projection morphogenesis; positive regulation of neuron migration. Gene Ontology annotation, cellular component: axonal growth cone; cell leading edge; cytoplasm. Bases 110 to 1816 code for a protein of 568 amino acids. The transcript is spliced from 17 exons.
CACGAGUUACAACAGAACACAGAGACUGUAGAAGGGAGACUCGUCUCUCUUUGUCUAGUAGUCAGAGAACUACAGUCUAGAACCAGAACCAGAGCCUAGCUGGGUUGUGAUGUGGACCCAAGGGGAAGACACCAACGCUGCAGCAUCUGGUGGAGAAAGCAGUUGCUCCUCUGAAGAUGAAGGAGACAUUCAGUGUGAGAUUCUGGAGAAGCAGAGGGAUGAAGCCAAUCAGAAGCUAUCUGAGAUGGAGGAAGUGUCCUCUCAGCUGUUGAAGGAGAUGGAAGUUCUGGAGAUGCAGUUCCAGAUUGAACGCUCCUGCAGGGAGAAUGCAGAGGCCCUGGCUGUCAAGGUGACCAAAGACAACAAGGUUCUGAAGAGGAGGAGCCAGGCUCUGCUGCCAUUCAUCCCAGAGCUUCCUGAAAACCUGGAGGCUGACCUUGGGGUCGAUCCCGACCCUGAUGGGGACAGCGGGGAGGAUGCUGUGCUGCAAGGACAGGCCCAGAUAAGAGAACUGCAGGCCUCGGUGGACCAGCUGCUGGGGGAGAAGCUGCGGCUGUGUGAGCAGGUGGAGGCCCUGAGGGCAGAGCAAAACCAGCUCAAAGAACAGCUGGCCCUAGAGAUUGAUGAGAGAGAGGCCAUACUGAAGAAAGUCUCCAAACAGAACAAGACCAUGAAUAAGAUGAAGAGAGUGUCCCAGCUUGUGACAGAGGAGUUCACAGAGAUCAGUCAGAAACUGGAGCUGGAGCAGGGCCUCAGACAGCACGCAGAAGUCUUCGCCCACCAGGUGUUGGUGAAGCAGAAGCAAACCCAGAGACAGAGCAUGGUGCUGCAGCAGAGUUCAGAGACAAGUAUGCAGCUCCAACAGGCUCUGGAACAGGUGGCCCACAUCAACAGUACCUUACAGGACAUACAGCUCUACUACCGAAACCAGGUGAAGCAGACCCAGUGUGCUCUGGAGGAGAGCAGUGUUCUGUCUGAGCUGCAGAUUGUCAGAGGCCAGCUGGAGAGCAGUGAGAAGGAGAGGAGGACCAUGGAGACCCAUCUAAGGGAGGCGCAGAUCACUGCCGCCCACCUCCAGGGAGAAGUGAAACAUCUCCAGGAUAGGCUGAAAGACCAGGUUUCCAAAGCUGACCAACCAGUGGAGGACAACUCAACCACUGCUGCUCCUCCUCCUCCUCCUCCUCCUCCUCCUCCUCCUCCUCCCCCUCCCUUGCCCCCAACUCCCUCCAGCACUGUUGUUGAUCAACUUGUCGUCCUGCGCAACAAGAGGAAGGAGUCCGUCAACAACACUGAUAAGAAUAAGCCAGAUCCUUCUGUGGACAUGAAGACCAAAGCGGUGGAUGAGAUGAUGGAGAGGAUAAAGAAAGGCAUCGUCCUGAGACCCACCCUGAGACCACAGCCUGGAUCAGAAGAUGACAGUGCAUGGAGGGACCAUAGGAGUGAGAAGAGAAAGUCAGCCGUGCUGGAUCUAAAAGGAAUGCUGGAUACCAUGAAACGCCCAGGCCACAGGAGGGCGGGGUCACGGAAGAGGAUAAGCCGAAACGUAGGGGAGGCGGAGCUACAUCUGGUGCUACUGAGGAGGAGGCGGGCCAUGGGGGAUGGACAGGACACCCCCGGACCCUCCCCAACCCCCUCUCCAGCCCCUCCCACCACCAAGAUCCAAGGUCCCCAGCCGGGUGGCCCAGCAGCAGGUGCCCUUCUCUGCGCAGGAGAGCGUGGCAGCACCCCUGUGCUCAGGAGGCUCCAGCAGAACAGAGAGAAGAGGAACUCUCGUAUCAGAUCAUCAGAACUGAUCAUCUGCCAGGAGGAGAUCUGAGCCUUGGGGAAAGGGAUGAUUAGUGUUAGGAUACUGUUCCACAGCGUUUUCCAAACCAGCCAGUCAACUGAUUUGAUGUAUUCCAAGCACAUGUCACGUUCUGACCUUUAUUUCCUUUGUUUUGUCAUUAUUUAGUAUGGUCAGGGCAUGAGUUGGGGUGGGCAGUCUGUUUGUUUUUCUAUGAUUUGGGUAUUUCUAUGUUUCGGCCUAGUAUGGUUCUCAAUCAGAGGCAGGUGUCAUUAGUUGUCUCUGAUUGAGAAUCAUACUUAGGUAGCCUGGGUUUCACUAUGUGUUUGUGGGUGAUUGUUCCUGUCUCUGUGUUUGCACCAGAUAGGGCUGUUUUGGUUUUUCACAUUUAUUGUUUUGUUAGUCUAUUCAUGUUUAGUCUCUUUAUUAAAGAACCAUGAAUAAGAACCACGCUGUGUUUUGGUCCGCCUCUACUUCACCUCAAGAAAACCGUUACAGCACAGCUGACGUAAAUGUCAUCUUACCUUUAAUCAACAAACCCCUCAUUAGUUGAAUCAGCUGGCUAGUUUUGGAAUACAUCAAAUGUCUGGACUUGCUAGGGGUACUGAAGGAGAGGUUUUGGGAACACUGUUGUAACACAAUCAUAUUGAUGCACUGUAUAUUUUAAUAUAUAGAUUUAUAUGGUUAGUGCUGAGCGAUUAGGUCUCUGAGGUCAGUUCGGUUUCUAAAAAAAGAAUCACAUCUUCAAUUUGGGUUUAGCAUUAAAAUAUGUUUACAAUAAAUUAAUUGUUGGUUGAAUGCUUUAACAAAACAGAAUAAAUCAAAUGAUGGUAGUGAUGUCUCAUUACCAUCACUUAUAAGGCUCUAAUCUCAUUUAUUCACAUUACUUUACAUUAAAAAUGUGUUGUGUUUAUUACA